AAACCCACUAUCUUGUACUAUCCUAUCAUCUUAGCUUGUUACCAUUUCUAAAGAAACAAGCAUUCUUCGAGCACUUUGGUUCUCUCAACUUUAGGGAAAUUUCUCUACCCACUUCUUCAGAUUAAGCACAAGAAAGAAAGGAUCACAAAGGUUCAAAGGUCAUGGAUGUUGCACAUUUUUUGUUUGGAAUAUUUGGGAAUGCUUCCGCUCUGUUCCUCUUCUUGGCUCCGGUGAUCACAUUCAAGCGGAUAAUAAAGAACAGAUCCACACAGAAGUUCUCGGGAAUUCCAUAUGUUAUGACACUGCUUAAUUGUCUCCUUUCUGCUUGGUAUGGUCUACCUUUUGUGUCUCCCCACAACAUAUUAGUGUCAACAGUGAAUGGCGCCGGAGCAUUAAUUGAAACCAUAUAUGUUUUGAUCUUCAUCGUUUUGGCACCCAGGAAGGGGAAGGCUAAAAUUCUUGGGAUCUUCACCUUUGUGCUUUCUGUGUUUGCUGCUGUUGUUUUUGUGUCCCUUUUUGCCCUGCAUGGCACUUCCAGAAAGCUCUUCUGUGGCUUCGCUGCCGCCAUAUUUUCCAUAAUCAUGUAUGGUUCGCCACUCUCAAUUAUGAGACUAGUGAUCAAAACUAAGAGUGUGGAGUUCAUGCCUUUCUUCUUGUCGCUGUUUGUGUUUCUCUGCGGCACUUCCUGGUUUAUCUUUGGUCUGCUAGGCCGGGACCCAUUUGUUGCAGUACCUAAUGGUAUUGGUUCUGCUUUGGGGACAAUGCAACUAAUAUUGUAUUUCAUAUACCGAGACAAGAAAGGUGUUCCAAAAGAGGAGGAAUCCAUAGAGAUGGGUGACACAAAACCCCAUCAAGGGAAGCAAUCCAAUGGAAAUGCUACUCAAGUAUGACAUGUCAAGGGACUCAUUUGGCUCACCACAAAAUGCCAAUAACCACAAACACCAUUGUCAUUUGUGAGCUACAUAAUUUGCCACUGAGAGCAAGCACCUCUAUGAUUUGAUUUGCUCUUAUUUUAAUUUCAUAAAUGGAUGUAAUUUACUUUUUGCUAAGACACCGGCAUGCCAACUUUAGUCGAUAGUACUGCACGGAAACAAGCAUGUUUGUGUGAGUAUUUUAUAGCUUCUUCCCCUCGUUGAGACACAUCUGAGGGGUUUUGUUUUAGUGGCUUCUCCCCGUGUAUAACCUACAAA
Messenger RNA from Abrus precatorius (Indian licorice), 1190 nucleotides. Its product is annotated as bidirectional sugar transporter SWEET1-like. Gene Ontology annotation, biological process: carbohydrate transport. NCBI's taxonomy places the organism in Eukaryota, Viridiplantae, Streptophyta, Magnoliopsida, Fabales, Fabaceae. The transcript has 6 exons. The record is from RefSeq and is a predicted model, not a curated record. Gene Ontology annotation, molecular function: sugar transmembrane transporter activity. Gene Ontology annotation, cellular component: membrane. The coding region runs from base 162 to 890 and encodes 242 amino acids.